Messenger RNA from Phaeoacremonium minimum UCRPA7, 1917 nucleotides. RefSeq names its product putative glutamyl-trna synthetase protein. The transcript is spliced from 3 exons. Gene Ontology annotation, molecular function: ATP binding; glutamate-tRNA ligase activity. NCBI's taxonomy places the organism in Eukaryota, Fungi, Ascomycota, Sordariomycetes, Togniniales, Togniniaceae. Bases 1 to 1917 code for a protein of 638 amino acids. The record is from RefSeq and is a predicted model, not a curated record. Gene Ontology annotation, biological process: translation; glutamyl-tRNA aminoacylation. Gene Ontology annotation, cellular component: methionyl glutamyl tRNA synthetase complex; cytosol; cytoplasm.
AUGAAGACCGACGAGCUCAAGGCCCUCCCGGCCAUUCUGGCCGGCGACUUCAAGACUAUCGAGCCGCAUCUGCUGGCUCUCGACAAGCACCUCAUUCUCCGAACAUACUUGGACGGCUACCAAUUGGGCGACAACGAUCGCAAGAUCUGGGUGACUCUGCGAAGCAACCGUGCCGCGACCUCUUUUAUCCUCAAAGGAAGUCUUGCCAACCUGCUACGAUGGUUUGCCUGGGUCGAGGCCAAUCAUCCCGAGAUUCAGGGAGACAUCAAGGCCGCUGAGGCUGCGAAGAAGGCCAAGACGGCAGCGGCAAGCAAGGCUGGUGGAAACUUCAAUCUUGCACUUCAGGACACCGAGAAAGGCGUCGUCACACGUUUCUUGCCCGAGCCUUCGGGCUACCUACACAUUGGUCACGCGAAGGCGGCCCUACUCUCCGACUACUUUGCCCACCAAGCAUACAAGGGCAUCCUCCGUCUCCGUCUAGAUGACACUAAUACUCGCACCGAAAAAGGAGAAUAUCAGGAUAGCAUAAUUGAGGAUUUGGCCCUCAUGGGCGUCAAGCCCGACAAGCUCAGCUAUACCUCCGACUACUUCGACUAUCUCUAUGACAUGUGCAAGCGCCUAAUCAGCGAGGGUCAUGCUUACGCCGAUGACACAGAUCAGGAGACAAUGCGGGACGAGCGUUUCAAGGGAAUCCCAUCCAAGCACCGAGACAUGAGCAUCGAGGAAACGCUUAGGAUAUUCGAGGAGAUGAAGCAGGGAUCCGAAGAGGGCAAGAAGUUCUGCAUUCGUGCCAAGAUUUCCUUUGACAACCCAAAUAAGGCCAUGCGGGACCCCGUCAUCUACCGUGUCAACACGGAUGUUCCUCACCACAGAACAGGCACUACCUGGAAGAUGUAUCCCAUGUACGACUUCGCGUGCCCAGUCGUAGACAGCCACGAGGGCAUCACCCAUGCUCUGAGAUCGACCGAGUACACAGACCGUAAUCCUCAGUACCAGUGGUUCCUUGACACUCUGAGGUUGCGGCAGGUUCAUAUGUGGGACUUUGCCCGCAUGAACUUUAUCCGCACCUUCCUCUCCAAGCGAAAGCUUGCUAAGCUAGUUGAUACUGGGCGAGUUUGGGGCUGGGAUGAUCCUCGUAUGCCCACUAUUCGUGGUGUAAGAAGACGAGGCAUGACUAUUGCGGCUCUGCGUGACUUCAUUAUUAAGCAGGGACCCAGUCGGAACGUCACAACUAUGGACUGGACGGUGUUUUGGGCGUCUAACAAGAAGGAGAUCGACCCUAUUGCACCACGACACACUGCGAUCUUGCAGAAGGAUGCCGUCCGUGUGACGGUGACUGGAGCCGAUGCACCAAUUGAGCCUUACACUAUCGACAAGCCCAAGCACCCCAAGAACGCCGCUGUUGGAACAAAGAAGGUAGCUUUCUCGAACGAGCUGAUAUUGGAUCAAGCCGAUUUGGCUUUGAUGAAGCCAGACGAGGAGAUCACUCUCAUGGCAUGGGGUAAUGCUUUUGUCAAGACCAUCGAUGAUUCCAAGCCUAUCAAGACAGCGACGGUCGAGUUGAACCUAGCGGGAGAUGUCAAGAAGACCGAGAAGAAGGUCACUUGGUUGGCGACCAAGGGUCAGGAACUGAUCCCUGCUGAGCUCUGGACAUUCGAUGACCUGAUCACCAAGGACAAGCUGGAGGAGGACGACAACCUUGAAGAAUUCCUGACGCCCGUCACCGAGACCAUGGAUGAUGCAUGGUGCGAUGGCGCGGUUGCUGAGCUGAAGCAGGAUGAUAUCAUCCAGCUCGAGCGUCGAGGCUACUACCGUGUCGACAAGGGCUUGGGUGACUGGAAGGACGGUGAGGAGGGACCGAAGGGCAAGAGGAUCGUUCUGUUCCUCAUCCCCACUGGAAAGACCGGGAGCAAGUAA